Chara braunii is the source of this 1610-nucleotide messenger RNA. Lineage: Eukaryota; Viridiplantae; Streptophyta; Charophyceae; Charales; Characeae. The record is from the annotation of a GenBank genome assembly.
ACGAGCAAACCUGGAUUUCGAACGACGAUCGAUCGUCCUCCGAAAUACAGGAGGAAAACCCUACGCUGUGCCCAUGCGAUUGACCCUUCGCACUACUAUUAACGCGGUUCCGCGGGUUUCGCCGAUGAUGGCAGGGACUCUCCGCAUGAUCUCCUGGGACGAACCCGCAGAAGGGAAGCCAUCAACUGAUGAUGCGGAAAGCAGUGACGAAGAUGAUCCGGAGAUCUUGAAAUUGUGGGUUCGGUGUCCGAUGGGGAUUUGCAAUGCGCCUGCCACGUUUCAGCGAGCGAUGAACAUGACGUUUCAGAAUUUCAUCAACAAGAUACGGCUGACGCAAGGGAUGAUCAACUUUUGUGUGAUCGUGUACAUGGACGACAUCCUGGUCUAUUCGGAGACCUAUCACGGACACGCGCAACACAUUGAGUGGACAUUGGGCGCACUGAGAGAUGCUGGGUUUAAGAUUGCGCUCGAGAAAAGCGAAUUUUUCCUCUCGGAAAUUUUGUUCUUAGGCUACGUCGUGAGAUGUGGAGGAUUGCGGCCGGACUCGAGAAAAGUUGCGGCGGUGAAGGAAGCCCCGGUUYCCACAUCACUGACRMAGGUUCGAGCCUUCUUGGGGCUGGCGUCGUACUACCGGCGCUUCAUCAAGGGCUUUGCCGUGAUUGCACAACCGCUAACGAACAUGUUACGGAGGGACCAACCUCUCAGUUGGGACGCGGAGUGCCAGCAGACCUUUGCAACCCUCAAAGACGCUCUGGCAACGGCCCCUAUUUUGAUUCGGCCGGACCCCUCGAAGCAGUUCAUUCUCAUCACGGACUGGCAACCGGAAGCUAUUUUCGCUAUUCUAGCACAGAAGGGGAACGAUGGUCGCGAACACUUCAUCGAGUACGCGUCUCGAACCGUACCGGACGAACGAAGAAACGACUCCGCACCUCAAGGCGAGUGCUAUGCGAUAGUUUGGGGAAUCCAGCGCUUCCAUCCGUAUCUCUACGGACAGAAGUUUCGCCUCGUAACGGAUCAUGAGCCUCUGCUAGCGCUGAAGAAACUCACCAACUACAUGGGCAUGAUUGGCCGUUGGGCGGUGCGACUACAAGAAUACGACUUCGAUAUCGUCCAUCGAAAGACAGAGCGGCACGACAACGCGGACGGGCUGACAUGUGUAUACGGCGCGGCAGAGUUCCGAUUCACGAGCAAUCCCCAGGUAGUGGUGCUAGCCGAGGCAACGGGGUUCCAACGGCGAGCAGCCCCAGAAAUCAGCCACGUGUCUACCGUGGUGGUCUUCAGCGGCGACAUCACCGCCUUCGAUCCGGCGCGGCAAGCCGCCAUCAAAAACACCUUGUACCGGUGGAGUCGCGAUCUGGCCACUGAUUGGGAUCGACGGCUCACAAGGCACGGUGACGAGUGCUACCCUGUCGACGACAUCGAAGUCAACACGCUGCGCACGACGCUACGCGAGCCACCUGUCGUCCUCCCAAAACUUGCUCCCUUCCAGCCGCGUAGAUGAGCCACGCACCGAUCUCGUUCUCUCCUCCCUCUCUCUUCCCCAUCUUCUGGCAGUCCUCUCACUACCCUCGUCUCUCCUUCCGUCUGGAACCACUAACAGUACCCAUCGU